Ilex paraguariensis (yerba mate) is the source of this 596-nucleotide messenger RNA. The record is from the annotation of a GenBank genome assembly. NCBI's taxonomy places the organism in Eukaryota, Viridiplantae, Streptophyta, Magnoliopsida, Aquifoliales, Aquifoliaceae.
CUUAAGCAGAGCCAUCAUCGACAAGACGAGAAGCAUAGCAAAAACACACACAAGCACACACUAACGCUCACAGAGAGAUGGACUCGUUUUCAGCCCCCACCAGUGGGCCAUCGUCGCAGCUGUCGCCGGAGGAUUUCAUGGGCCAGCUCAAGACUCAGCUUGCCCAGGCUUAUGCUGAGGAGUUCCUCGAGACUGUAAGAGGGAAGUGCUUUGACAAGUGUAUCACCAAACCAGGGAGUAGCCUGAGUGGGAGCGAGAGUAGUUGCAUCUCCAGGUGUGUGGAUCGCUACAUCGAGGCUACUGGCAUAAUUAGUAAAGCUCUAUUCAGUGCACCACGUUAGACAUUUGAAACAGAACAUUUUUUGAAGAACACUCAAGCUGUGAAAUUUUACGUUGGGGGGGAAAAUUCAUGGGGAAGCCUAGAGGAUGUCCUGUACUGUUUUCAAUACUCAUUAUAAUGAGUGAGGAUAAUAUAAUUUGUGAACGUUAAGGUCAACGAUAUGAACAUCGUGCCUGUGUUUUUAGCUGAUGUUGGGGUACUAUUUUAUUGUUGGAUAAUAAAUUUAUGCUGAAAUUAUUUUAAGCAUUGGUAAAAG